AAACAGUUAAAAUGUUUCUUGAUCUUAUCUCUUGCAAUUGAAGCAUUGGUGGAGUUAGCACAGUUAUUAAUGCUCCAAUCUAAAGCAACUGCGACUUCCUCGACAAAAUUUUCAAAAUCAGCUCUUCCUGUCAGUAAAUUUUUGCAGUAUAUUCUAGAGACAAGUGUGUUCCCAAGAGAACAUGAAGCCAUGAAAGAGUUGAGAGAGGUCACAGCAAAACAUCCAUGGAACAUCAUGACAACCUCUGCAGACGAGGGACAAUUUUUGAACAUGCUCCCUGAAGUUAUCAAUGCCAAGAAUACCAUGGAAAUUGGUGUCUACACUGGCUACUCCCUUCUUGCCACUGCCCUUGCUCUUCCCGAAGAUAGAAAGUGCCUAGAAUGAGAGGUGUCUUUGGUC
This is a messenger RNA of Cicer arietinum (chickpea), 399 nucleotides long. The record is from RefSeq and is a predicted model, not a curated record. Lineage: Eukaryota; Viridiplantae; Streptophyta; Magnoliopsida; Fabales; Fabaceae.